ACCACACAAAUCCAAGGCCCAAGGCCCAUGGCCGGCCGGUGAGAGUGGGACUCUCUCUCCUUGCCGUCAGAUUCGCCAUCCGGCCACGGCCAUCCCUCUCCUCUCCCACACAGACACAGUAAUAGAGGGGUCGAGGGCUAUAGGCUCUAGGCAGCGAGGCAGUUCGUGGUUCCCACCCACCAAACCGAACUCCACAACCUCCCCCGUCCUCUUCUUGGCUUCUCCUUGCCGACGCGAGCAUUAGCAAACCUUGGGGAAGGGAAGCCGAAGCAGCAGCAUGAACUGCGCGUCUGCCAUCCCGCAGCUACUCCAAACAGCAACGUCCUAGCCGACGAGAGCCUCCCUCCGCCACCUACCCACCCACCAACUCCCGCCCGUCGCCUCCGCUUGGCUUUUCGUCGAGCAGUUGGUUGGCACCUAACCCCCCAGGGCCGCGGGCCAGUAAGGCGGGAGAGUGAGGCAGAGGCACUGAGCCAAAGCCGGGAGAUGAAGAAGCUGUGCCAAGGCGGCAAGAAGGGGCGGCGGGUGCACCCGGCGCCGGCGGACGCGGACGCGGCCGUGGCGCUGCCGGCCGCCGUGCUGGCCCUGGCGUCGGCGCUGACGGCCGAGGAGCAGGAGGUGCUGGCCUACCUCCUGUCCUGCGGCGGCGCGGCGGUCGUGGGCGGCCGCCCGCGCCGCCGCCGCGGGCCCCACCCGCCGGAGAUGGGCUGCGCCUGCUUCGGCUGCUACAAGAGCUUCUGGGCGCGCUGGGACGCGUCGCCCAACAGCCACCUCAUCCACCGCAUCAUCGACGCCGUCGAGGACGGCGGCCCCCCGCGCCGCACGCACCGGCGCCGGCGCGGCGGUGGGCGCCGCGGUGGCGACGGCGGCGCGGGGAUGGGCAUGGACAUGGACAUGGGCCACCGCCGCCACGGCGAGUACGAGGGCGCCGGCGACGACGAGGAGGAGGAGGAGGUUGGGGGCAGCAGCAUGGACAGCGACGUGGACGGGGACGACGCGUCGGUGGCCAGCGAGGGUGACUGCAGCUUCGGCGACGCCGAGAAGAGCACGGUGGGGAGGCUGGUGCGCUUCAUCGGGGAGAAGGUGUGGGGCGCGUGGAACUGAUCGGGCUGGACUACACAUAAGGCAGUCCUUGUAGGUUAGAGGAGGGAGGGAACGAAGGAAGGUGGAGAGACAGACAGCCAACAAGGAGGCGGAGGUCUCGUCAAUGUCGGUAGCAGUAGCAGCCGUUUUCCUCUCUUCUUGCAGUCUGAUGAUGAGCGUGCGAGGAUCGAAGGGUAGGGGGUGGGAUUAUCCAAUCCAAUUCCACCUCACUUGUCCAUCCUCCUUCUCUGUACCAUAUUUUUGCUCCUUCGUUUCAGUUCAGCUCAGCAAUGAACUUCUUGCUCUUUCCCUUUCC
Messenger RNA from Zea mays, 1399 nucleotides. RefSeq lists its product as uncharacterized. NCBI's taxonomy places the organism in Eukaryota, Viridiplantae, Streptophyta, Magnoliopsida, Poales, Poaceae. The record is from RefSeq and is a predicted model, not a curated record. The transcript has a single exon. Bases 487 to 1104 code for a protein of 205 amino acids.